Molecule: messenger RNA, 1845 nt
Organism: Brachypodium distachyon (stiff brome)
Lineage: Eukaryota; Viridiplantae; Streptophyta; Magnoliopsida; Poales; Poaceae
Biological process (GO): glutathione metabolic process
Cellular component (GO): cytoplasm
Molecular function (GO): glutathione transferase activity
Source: RefSeq, a predicted model, not a curated record
GUGCGCAGUAGCACAAGCUAGGCACUCGGUAGACUGAAUAGCGAAGUGUCUCAUGGAUGAUGCGUCGGUUGCCUCCAAUACCCCGUCACCCAGAGGCUCCCUAUAUAAAUACCGUUCCCCUCGCUCUGGCUAGAAACAAGCGAACACAGAGAAUACUGAAAAAUAAAUCAACAUACGUACAUAUAGCUCCAUACCACAGGAGAAAUGGCCGGUGAAGAUGAACUGAAGCUGCUGGGCACAUGGGCGAGCCCCUGGGCUUCCCGGGUGAAAAUUGCACUCCACCUCAAGGGCCUGAGCUACGAGUACGUCGAGCAGGACCUCGACAACAAGAGCGAGCUCCUCCUGAGCUCCAACCCGGUGCACAAGAAGGUGCCCGUGCUCAUCCACAACGGCAAGGCUAUCUGUGAGUCACUCGUCAUCUUGGAGUACAUCGACGAGGCCUUUGGCGCAAUAGGCCCCUCCUUCCUCCCUGCCGACCCCUACGAACGCACCAUAGCUCGGUUUUGGGCAGCCUACAUUGACAACAAGUUAGCUAUCCCAUGGGCCCAGGCAUUCAAGGCUAAUACAGAGGAGGAGAAGGCCGAAGGGCUGAAGCAGACGUUGGCAGCGGCUGAGAUGCUAGAAGGUGUUCUGAAGGAGUGCUCCAAGGGGAAGCUCUUCUUCGGUGGCGAUAACGUUGGGUACAUGGACAUCGCGCUAGGUGGUCUGAUCACGUGGCUGCAGGAAACGGAGGAGCUCUGCGGUGCCAAGUUCUUUGACACCGCCAAGACCCCUCUUUUGUUUGAAUGGAUGGAGCGCUUUAGUGGGUUGGACGCAGCCAAGGUGUCUCUCCAGGACGGCGGUAGGUUGGUCGAGUUUGCCAGGAGGCGGGCUCAGAUGACCGCUGCUACGACCAUGCUUGAUGUAAUAGUAAGGAAGCGUCGAAGUGGCCCCCGUAAAAGCACACUUCACUGCACUAGCUUCGCAUCGCAAACGACCUUCAGUCUUCAUCUCUUCAUACGCCGCAACACAACCAUCACACAAUCUGACACUGAUCCCCGACUGAAAAUGCCGUCGGAGAAACAGGAAGAGGCGGCCGUGCGCGUGCUGGGCCGGUGGCCGAGCCCGUACGUGAUCCGGGUCCUAAUAGCACUCAAUCUCAAAGGCGUGGAGCACGAGAUGGUGGCGGAGCCGAAGGGCAACAAGAGCGAGCUGCUGCUCGCGUCCAACCCCGUGCACAAGAAGAUCCCCGUGCUCAUCCACAAUGGCAGGCCCAUCUCCGAGUCCCUCGUCAUCCUCCAGUACGUCGACGAGCGCCUGGGCCUCCCAGGCCCCGCCAUCCUCCCCUCCGACCCGCACGCCCGCGCCGCCGAACGGUUCUGGGCCCAGUACGUCGACGACAAGUUUCCUACGGCGAUCCGUGUCCUGAGGGGAAGGGUGGUCGGAGACAAGGAGGAAGCGGCGGCUGAGGUGUCCGCGGCGCUGUGGCAGCUGGAAGGGGCCUUCGUGGAGUGCGGCGGAGGGAAGGGUUACUUCGGCAGCGACGGCGUCGGGUACCUGGACAUCGCGCUGGGGUCGCACGUCGGGUGGAUCAGGGCGGUGGAGAGGAUCAACGGGGUCAGCCUCCUCGACGCGGCCAAGGUGCCCAGGCUGGCCGCGUGGGCGGACCGGCUCUGCGCGCACCCGGCCGUCGUGGACGUGUUGCCUGACGUGGACAGGUUUAUUGAGUUCAGUGUCCAGAAUGACGGCGCUCUGGCGAAGCCGGUUGAUGAGGCUUCCAAGUGACCAAAGAACUGGUGUGGCGGCACUGUGGGGUGGCCAGUGUUUAGUGGAGUGAGAAAAAAAAAUGAUGAGCUACUUGUUUGA